This is a messenger RNA of Hyaloscypha bicolor E, 1653 nucleotides long. Its product is annotated as FAD-binding domain-containing protein. The transcript has 8 exons. Gene Ontology annotation, molecular function: FAD binding; oxidoreductase activity. The coding region runs from base 1 to 1413 and encodes 470 amino acids. NCBI's taxonomy places the organism in Eukaryota, Fungi, Ascomycota, Leotiomycetes, Helotiales, Hyaloscyphaceae. The record is from RefSeq and is a predicted model, not a curated record.
AUGGGUUCCAAUGCUCAAGAUAUCAAAGUUUUUAGCCGUAAACAGCAGCUGCUUCCCGAAGCUGCUUUUCAGGAGCUGAAGGGUGCGGUACAGGGUGAAGUCAUCAUCAAGGCUUGGAUCCGAGAAGCCGCCAUCAUCAUCUUCUGUGAGACCGACCAAGAUGUCGCUCCCUCUCUGAAAUAUGUUCAGAAAUGGGACUUGGACGUGGCAAUUGCAGCAGGUAGACAUAGUCAUUAUGGAGCUUCAUCUACUAGUGGUGGACUUGUGAUUGAUCUGAGGAAGAUGAGGAAGGUCGAGAUUGACAUUGAGAAGAAGAGCGUUACCGGUCAGGGUGGGUGUGUCGCUGCUGAUCUGGAGAAACCGCUUGAAGAAAAGGGAUAUGUGGCUGUUUUUGGGGCAAACAACGAGACGGAAAUCGGAGGCAUUACGUUAGGAGGAGGAACCCGUUAUUUGACCGGUCAACACGGAAUGGUGAUCGAUAACUUGCUUUCUGCAAAGGUGGUUCUUGCGGAUGGAAGUGUUGUAGAAGCAUCGGAGAAAUCCAACCCUGAUCUUUUCUGGGGUAUUAGAGGAGGUGGAUCGAACUUUGGUGUGGUGACGGAGUUCACUUACAAAAUCCAUGAGCACAAGGGAGAUGUUUUCUUUGGAAUCAUCGCUUUCUCUCCGGACAAGAGCAAGAAAUUGCUCGGGAUCAUCGAGGAUUUGCGGAAAGACAUCGAGUCCGCAGAUGGAAAACUUGUCUGGAUGAUAGCACUCGCGAGAUUUCCAGGUCAGCCCAAGGUUCAUCCGCUGGUGUUAAUGUUCUAUGACGGGCCGGAAGAAGAAGCAAAGAAGUUUUUAGCCCCAGUUGUUGCACUUGAACCUUUCGUGAAUCAGACCUCAAUGAAGCCAUACACAAAAAUUACGGAUCCAAUGCCUGCGAUGGCUCCAAAUCACAAUCGGGUCUCCUCGAGCAAUGCUACUCUAACAUCACCUUUCGACGCAGCAGUUGUCGAAACGCUCAUCGAUGAUUUGGACGCCUUUCUGAACAAAUAUGGGGAAGCUGUUACUCCUUCGAAAGUCGUAAUUGAGCUGCGGUCAUACAGGGCAUCUGCAGCCGUCGAUCCAGCUGCUACAGCGUACAGAUCCCGCGCCGAAACCAUCUUGGUGGUCAUGGAAGCAAAUCACGAUGAUUCGGUCUCGAAUUUAGUGAUCAGGGAGGAGGUCAAGGCCAUAACUGAUAAGGUGAAAGCUUCGAAGAAGCAGAAAGAUCCGAAAAGUGAGGAUACCUUCAAUUUCAACGUCUCAGGAGGCAUAGAGAAAGUGAAGGACGCGUAUGGAGAGAACUAUCCCCGACUGAGGGAAUUGAAGCGGAAGUAUGAUCCGAAUUUUGUGUUCAACAAGUGGUAUCCAAUUCCUCCUGCUGAGGAGUAGCUAAUCACACCAGCUAUUGGGUCGGAGGUACGCUGGGAAGACAUGUAGCAAGUGAUGAGACAUUGAUAUAGUAUCUAUCUGCAGUAUUAUUACCGAUCCUUGAAGCAUAAAUCAGCCGCCUCGUGUUGAAAUAUAUAUCACCCCAAGUUUCACAUAGACCCAAAUCAACAUACCCGAGCCAAUCACGCACAUCAGGCGUUCAUCGUUAUGUAUAAUAGUAUCGCUACCCCAGGGAUGGUC